Messenger RNA from Stegostoma tigrinum, 1172 nucleotides. RefSeq names its product flavin reductase (NADPH)-like. NCBI's taxonomy places the organism in Eukaryota, Metazoa, Chordata, Chondrichthyes, Orectolobiformes, Stegostomatidae. The transcript is spliced from 5 exons. The record is from RefSeq and is a predicted model, not a curated record. The coding region runs from base 142 to 804 and encodes 220 amino acids.
ACCCUAUUUACAGGAAAUUCCAGAUUUCCUUACAUAACGUGAGGUUGAAGGGUAGGGUUGCGUUCGCCUCAGCCGCCCGGAAAUAGUGUUGAAGCGUGGAAAAAAAGACGAGAAAAUAUUUAUCUUUCGCAAAGCUGAAGAAUGAGGCUCUUGGUGCUUGGGGCCACUGGACAAACAGGCCAGUUAUUAGUGCGACAAGCGCUAGAUCACGGCCAUAUGGUGAAAGCUAUUGUAAGAACUCCCAGCAAGCUGACCAUUCAGCAUGACAACUUGAAGGUGGUGAAAGCAAAUGUCUUCUCAGCUAACAGCCUUCUGGAACACUUCAGUGAAGAGGAUGCCAUCAUGUCCUGUCUUGGAUUCCCAAUAAGCAUAUUUUCUGAAGCUACAGGAUAUACAGAAUCAAUAAAAGCUAUAGCUCCUGCUAUGCGUGAAGCAAAAGUGACACGAAUUAUAGCAAUGACAUCCUGGUACACAAAACCUGACACAGCUCAGGAGGCUUCCUGGACAAUUCGGUGGUUAUUGAUCCCUUUGAUCCGCAAACUACUGAUCAACAUGCAGGAGAUGGAGAAUUAUCUGAACAAUGAAUGCCAAGACCUCAAGUGGACAGUGGUGAGACCACCAGGACUUCAGAAUGCAUCAAAAACAGAAAAACAAAUACUAACCCAUGAAGGGUACUUUGUGCCAGGCCCAGAAGGAAUUCCCAUUGGAAAUUCAGUGACGCGAGGAGAUGUUGCUCGCUUUAUGCUGUCACUUGUUGAAGAAGAUUUGUGGAUUAAGAAGGCAGUGGCCAUGACAACAAAGUGAAAGAAAUAUUACUUUUCAUUAAAUUAAAGCUUCCAGCUAACUCCUGUAAGGUUAUCUAUAGAAACUAUGAGAACAAAGAGCCAAGGAUGUACAGUAAGGAGAUAAAGACAAAAGCAAUGGUUUAGUAGAAAUGCCUCCAAACAAACUCCUAGGUAGUAAGAUUAACCUUUACUUGGCUAUGGGUCUUUCAACUCCUCUAUAUAUAUAAAAAGCUAAAAUUAUGGGCUGUCAUUUUGAAUUAAUGGUGAAAAACUAUUUUUCUCAAUUGGAGUGUUGCUUUGGAAUAAUUCAGUACAACAUAAGUUCUUAAUAAACUGCUAGAAUUUGAAAAUGGCUGUGAAAUAAACCAACCUGACAACAUUAUAAAA